AUGGCAGUCGAUCUAGAUCAAUAUUUAAAGCCUGGUAAAGAUCAUUAUAUAGCGUUAGGCCUUGAAGGAUCAGCAAAUAAGUUGGGUGUAGGAGUUAUAAAACACCCAAAGGGACAAUUAUCUGCCCUGAAUCGAGCUGAAGUAUUAUCCAACAUUAGGGAUACUUACAUAACACCGCCUGGAGAGGGGUUCUUACCACGGGAUACGGCAAGACACCACCGUAACUGGGUUGUGCGAGUCAUUAAGAGAGCUUUAGCUACUGCAAACAUUAGAGGUACCGAUAUUGAUGUCAUUUGCUUCACUCAAGGUCCAGGAAUGGGGGCACCAUUGCAGAGUGUUGUGAUGGCAGCCAGGACAUUGGCACAGUUAUGGGAUUUGCCAUUAGUUGGAGUCAAUCAUUGUGUCGGACAUAUUGAAAUGGGACGUGAAAUUACUGGGGCCAAUAACCCUGUUGUGUUAUACGUCAGUGGUGGAAAUACUCAAGUCAUUGCUUAUUCGAAACAGCGAUAUAGAAUCUUUGGCGAAACUUUGGACAUUGCGAUUGGUAAUUGUCUUGAUCGGUUUGCAAGAACUUUGAAAAUCCCUAAUGAGCCAGCACCAGGGUAUAAUAUAGAGCAAUUGGCUAAAAUGGGUAAACAUUUGGUCAACUUACCCUAUACUGUCAAAGGUAUGGAUUUAUCCAUGUCGGGGAUAUUAGCCUAUAUCGAUGGAGUAGCUAAAGAUCUAUUUAAUGGGAAGCAAAGCAAGAAUCUUAUUGAUGAAGAAACUGGCGAACCAAUCACGGCUGAAGAUUUAUGCUUUUCAUUACAAGAAAUCUUGUUCAGUAUGUUGGUUGAAAUAACGGAACGUGCGUUGGCCCACGUGGAUAGUAAUCAGGUGUUGAUUGUUGGCGGUGUUGGUUCAAAUGAACGAUUACAAGAAAUGAUGAAGUUGAUGAUUGAAGACCGUAAAAAUGGACAAAUAUUUGCCACCGAUGAACGGUUCUGUAUUGAUAACGGUAUCAUGAUUGCUCAUGCCGGUUUGUUGCAGUACAGAAUGGGACAAACGAACGAACUCGUGGAUACUGUAUGCACCCAGAGAUUUAGAACCGACGAAGUGUUUGUCAAAUGGAGAGACGAUUGA
Lodderomyces margitis is the source of this 1122-nucleotide messenger RNA. RefSeq names its product chromatin DNA-binding HSP70/DnaK family ATPase. Gene Ontology annotation, biological process: tRNA threonylcarbamoyladenosine modification. Lineage: Eukaryota; Fungi; Ascomycota; Pichiomycetes; Serinales; Debaryomycetaceae. The record is from RefSeq and is a predicted model, not a curated record. The transcript has a single exon. Bases 1 to 1122 code for a protein of 373 amino acids. Gene Ontology annotation, cellular component: cytoplasm; EKC/KEOPS complex.